CCUCUAGGUGGUGUGAGUGAGUUUCUACAGAAAGCUAGCCCCAUUUACACUCACUGUAGUUUUGAAACUCCCACGCUGUAAAGAAGACAGCAAAUGAAGAGUUCUUGGGAAGUUUUCUGACACAGCAAAGUGAGCGUGGACUGACAGUGGAAGGUUUAUCCUGUAUGUCAGCACACUUCAGCAGAGCUGGAUACUCAUGAACAUUUUUUCACAAACACAGGACUCACCACCUGACUGUCCCUGACCUGCAUCACCUGCGAAACCUCUUGCCUUAUUUGAAUUGGUUACUACUAGCACUUUAUUCAGAGACUGAUUUCCCAGCUGGAUCUUGGUUGUAUUAAUUAAAUCUGCACCAGGUAAAACAUCAAGACAAUAUGGCACACCUGGCUGAACCUAAAUGGACUCAUAUGUUCCCUAUGUUGGUGGUUUCGCUGGUGUACUCUGCAAAAGCUGAGUAUUCCAACUGUGGUGAAAACGAGUAUUACAACCAGACCACUGGGAUGUGCCACGACUGUCCCCAGUGCCAGCCUGGAGAAGAACCUUACAUGACAUGUGGAUAUGGCACCAAAGAUGAAGACUAUGGCUGCAUUCCUUGUCCAUCUGAGAAGUUUUCUAAAGGAGGUUACCAGAUAUGCAGGCGCCACAAAGAUUGUGAGGGAUUUUUUCGAGCUACUGUCAUGACACCUGGUGAUAAAGAGAAUGAUGCGGAGUGUGGGCCUUGUCUUCCUGGUUACUACAUGUUGGAAAACAGGCCCAGGAACAUAUAUGGAAUGGUUUGCUACUCAUGUUUGUUGGCGCCUCCCAAUACCAAGGAAUGUGCAGGUGCUACCUCAGGCCUUUCACCCAUUUUCCCAAGUACUUCCGGCACAAGCACUUUCUCACCUUUCCAGCACGCACACAAAGCAGAUCUGUCAGGACAAGGUCAUCUGGCUACUGCUCUUAUCAUUGCCAUGUCUACUAUAUUCAUAAUGGCUAUUGCCAUUGUCUUGAUCAUCAUGUUUUACAUUGUGAAAACUAAGCCUUCUUCUCAAGCCUGUUGCACCAGCCAUUCAGUAAAAACGGUUGAAGCCCAAGCCAAUAUGCAAGAAGAGAAGAAAGAAGUAAAAGAAAAUGUAGUGAUAUUUGCAGAGAAAGAGGAGUUUGAAAAAUUGACCGCAACUCCAGCUAAGACUGUUAAGAGUGAAAAUGAUGCCUCUUCUGAGAACGAACGACUUUUAAGUCGCAGUGUGGACAGUGAUGAAGAAGCUGCAGUUGACAAACAAGAGGCCCCAGAGAGAUGCUUGUUAUCAUUAGUCCAUUUGGCCAGGGAUAAAUCUUCAACAAACAACAAAUCAACUGGGAUUCAAAGUCGAAGGAAAAAGAUUCUUGAUGUAUAUGCUAAUGUAUGUGAUGUUGCAGAAGGUCUCAGUCCCACAGAGCUGCCUUUUGACUGCCUGGAGAAGACCAGCAGGAUGCUCAGCUCAACCUACAACACUGAAAAAGCCAUUGUGAAAACAUGGCGCCACCUUGCUGAGAGCUUUGGAUUAAAGAGAGAUGAAAUAGGUGGUAUGACAGAUGGCAUGCAGCUCUUUGACCGAAUCAGUACAGCUGGCUAUAGUAUCCCCGAACUUCUAACCAAACUGGUACAAAUUGAGCGAUUGGAUGCUGUUGAAUCUUUGUGCGCAGAUAUUUUGGAAUGGGCACAAACAUCGCCUACACCUGCGCUACCAGCUGCUUCCUGAUGGUCGUGCUUGUGAUCCUGCUGGGAGUGGGUGGCCUGGUGGGGCUCUCAGUGGCGCAGGAGCCCCCAGGAAGUGCCAGGCCAGUUACCACCCCGGUGAAAGGCCGGUCAGGGUGCCUUAAUAACCCUAGCUCCCACAAGCUCCCUUCACUUCCAAAGGAUCUGCAGGCACACCAAGUCCAAGACCAGUGUGUCCAGGAUGUUGGAGAGGGAUUGAAAAGAAUUGGUGCUUUCCUCACAGUUACAUAUUCUGUCAUUCUAAAGGGUGAACUGAGAACACAGUUGAAACUGAAUUUGACACACAAACAAAAGAGCAAAAAUCUUCAGAGAAAUACAAGAUUAAAUGUUUCAUUAGACAUAAUGGCUUUUGUUAAACUGUUGCUGAUAGUAAAUGAACACUAAUGCCAAUUUUCCAUUCUGUUUACAAGAAUGGAUGCAGAUUAGUCUGUUGAUAUCCUGUUUUUGAUGAAAGUUUUAACUAUUUAAAGAUAUUUCUAUCAUGUCAGGCCUUGUUCAAUAAUUUAAUAGCUACAGUCAGAUACAGUACCAUGGAAUACAGAUAACGCCCGUAUAUUUCUACAGUUUCUAACACAUGUAAUAGGUAACCUAUUUCAUUCCUUAUUUACCCUAUGGAUUUGCUGAAUAAAGACGUGUGUGCAUUAAUUAUAUUCACAGAUUCCCUAGUUUAACUAAUAAUUCCAGAUAGAAAAAGAUGAUCAAGGUCAUCAACAGAUCUCAAAUGACUAUCUAUAUUUCAAUGCAUUCUUGGUCUACACAAACAUUUCAGAAACUUAUUAAUGCAUAUUGCUAACUGACUGAAGACACAGUAGUUAGAAAGUUGACUACUUUUAACUUAAAAGGAACAUAUUUUGGUAUCUUCUGUAUUUACAAAAAAACCUCUCUAAGCAAUAAAAAUGAUUGCAUAAGACAUUAAAAACAAAAAAAAGCAGAAUUAGUAAAAGAGCCACUUAAAGAGUACAAAGACAACUGCUUUUAAAAACUAUUAUAUAUGCCUACAGAAGUAUGAAGCAUGAGCAGUUGCUGAAGAGAAAAUAGUUCCUCAUGAGUCAAUUCCCUUUAUAGGGGCGUUAGACUGAGGUUGUUCACAGCAACAAUAUAUCUUAUUUCCUUCUAAAUGUUAACAAAUCUAUUUUUUGUGGC
Gavialis gangeticus (Gharial) is the source of this 2881-nucleotide messenger RNA. It is a transcript of the gene EDAR, whose product is annotated as ectodysplasin A receptor. The transcript has 12 exons. Bases 375 to 1721 code for a protein of 448 amino acids. NCBI's taxonomy places the organism in Eukaryota, Metazoa, Chordata, Crocodylia, Gavialidae. Gene Ontology annotation, biological process: positive regulation of JNK cascade; positive regulation of canonical NF-kappaB signal transduction. Gene Ontology annotation, cellular component: plasma membrane. Gene Ontology annotation, molecular function: signaling receptor activity. The record is from RefSeq and is a predicted model, not a curated record.